AUGGUUCAAAGCCCGGCCCCAUACCAUACCUCCUCCAGUGGAUGGGGUUUGACUCACUGGGGGACGGACAUGGUUGAUGUAUUGUUUGAUGCCUACGUUAAUGGGGACAACCCUUCUCAGCGCAACGAAAUUGCCACUUCCAAUUUUGCCCGAUACGGGAUCAGAUUGGAUGGAGAUGCCUUUACUAACUUUCUUUUGCGUCACUAUGGCAUUCUCCCAUACUACGGGUUCAAAGGACUGUCUUACCGCAAUGUUCUCGAUCGUAUUUACGCCGAAAUUCCCUAUGAGCCGGAGUGUGAACGUGCCCGAAUCAACGACGCCGUACGAAUAUGCGACAAGCGUUACCUGACGCUUGUGGACGAGAUGGAUUUGAACAUUCUAUACCGCGAUCUCUUGGUACGACUCUAUGGCUCCCCCUUUGAGCCAGCAGAGAACAUUGCCCACGCCAAGAAGCUCAUCCAGGAGUAUCGCAUUAUUGACGGCUCCGUGUAUGGUCCUUCUCUGUCCCUUUGA
Messenger RNA from Diutina rugosa, 513 nucleotides. RefSeq lists its product as uncharacterized. Lineage: Eukaryota; Fungi; Ascomycota; Pichiomycetes; Serinales; Debaryomycetaceae. The transcript has a single exon. The coding region runs from base 1 to 513 and encodes 170 amino acids. The record is from RefSeq and is a predicted model, not a curated record.